This is a messenger RNA of Psylliodes chrysocephalus, 4597 nucleotides long. The record is from the annotation of a GenBank genome assembly. NCBI's taxonomy places the organism in Eukaryota, Metazoa, Arthropoda, Insecta, Coleoptera, Chrysomelidae.
CUACUCGGUUGACAGGUGCUUUUUACGUUAAUACGAUUGCAGAAAAAAACGAACACAGGAAACAGUUGUGUGCCGAAUUUGAUAGUGCGUGAUGGGUUUGGGGUGUUUAAAGGCCGAGUUCGCGGCCUUUUUGGUCAUUUUUGGAAUAACGUUUCUUAAUGAAAUAAACGGGGAAUCACAAGCGGCAUGCAGGUUCCCAGGCGCUCCUGCGCACUCUUCCAUCGUAUUUUCAGAUGAAGAUUUAGGCCCGGGCAGCGUUGCCACGUACUCAUGUGAACGUGGAUUCGAACUGCUGGGUCCUUCGCGAAGGGUGUGUCAAAAUGGGUUAUGGAUGCCGGAGGGCAUACCUUUUUGCGUUCUCAACGUAGCAGCUGGCAAGGCUCCUAUGCAGGUCAGCACAGAUUCCGGAGGCAUACCCCAAAAAGCCAUAGACGGCAGCACGAGUGCUUUUUUCAGCAGCGAUACCUGUACGCUUACCAAAACUGAAAGGACACCAUGGUGGUACGUCAAUCUUUUAGAGCCUUACAUGGUGCAGUUGGUUAGGUUGGAUUUUGGAAAACAAUGUUGCGGAGCUAAGAAACCAGCAACGAUAGUCGUCAGAGUGGGUAAUAACAGACCUGACUUGGGUACCAAUCCAAUAUGUAACAGAUUCACCGGUUUCCUAGAGGAAGGCCAGCCUUUAUUCCUGCCGUGCAAUCCACCAAUGCCUGGGGCCUUUGUCAGCGUACACCUAGAAGCUCCAGCUCCAAGUCAGUUGUCAAUUUGUGAAGCAUUCGUCUACACCGAUCAGGCUUUACCUAUCGAAAGAUGUCCCCAAUUUAGAGAUCAACCUCCAGGCAGCACAGCCACCUACAACGGCAAAUGCUACAUAUUCUACAACAGACAACCCAUGAACUUCCGUGACGCCCUCGCUUUCUGCAGAUCCAGAGGUGGCACUCUGGUGGACGAAAGCAAUCCAGCGUUACAAGGCUUCGUGAGCUGGGAGUUGUGGAGAAGACAUCGAAGCGAUGCCAGCGGUCAGUACUGGAUGGGAGCUCUCAGGGAUGCCGAUACUCCCACAUGGAAAUGGUUAACUGGAGAAGACGUCACCGUAUCGUUCUGGAAUCUACCGGUCGGUAAUGGAGAAUGCUCUAGAUACGAUGGUACUAAAGGAUGGCUAUGGUCGGAUACCGAUUGCGCUAUGCAUCUGAAUUAUAUUUGUCAGCAUCAACCAAAAGCUUGCGGUCGGCCAGAACAACCUCCAAACUCCACCAUGGUAGCUCCGAAUUACAACGUGGGAUCAACAAUUGAAUACAGCUGCGACGAAGGUCAUCUACUUGUAGGUCCAACUAGCAGGGUCUGUUUGGAAACGGGAUUCUACAAUGAAUUUCCUCCAGUGUGUAAACGAAUUCAGUGCGGAUAUCCAGCCGAUAUAGCUAACGGAGAAUACAAUUUGGUAAACGACAGUGUCGGAUAUCUUUCGAGGGUGAUUUACACGUGCGACGAAGGAUAUGAAAUGAUUGGACGUGCUCAAUUAGCGUGCGAUAUUGACGAACGAUGGAACGGUCCACCGCCUCGAUGCGAAGCUCUACAGUGUGAAGCUCCGGCCGAAAUUGAUAACGGCAUCGUUGACAUUUCUAAUGGCUCCAAUUACGGGUCAACAGUCCAAUAUACCUGUAACUCUGGCUACAUUCUGAACGGACAAGAUACAAUAACUUGCUUGUCCAAUGGACAAUACGAUUAUCCUGUUCCGACAUGUGAUGCCGCUCCUACAACGUUGCAAAAUCCAGAACCGACGACCAGAACCAGCAGCAAACGACCGUCAUCUUCAGCGCCUUCGACUGUCAUUACAACUAUAACCACAACUCGGCAGAGAGAAAGAACCAGAGGUACUAGGCCACCACCAACUACUGUUAGAGGAAUAGAUAUUGUGAAGGCUACAAAUAGAACCAGAAGACCGAUGAUCAGGACCACGACGGAAGCCACCACUCCAUUGACGUCAUCGCUAUCGCCAUCUAUUAUCAUAGCAGGACAUCCUCAAGACAACGAAAUCGCGGGUAGUUCAAACGUCCAACAUGGCGAAACGCCAAACGUCAAUAUACCGCUGUCGAUUGAUGGAGAGAGAAAAGAGACGUUCGGAGCUAAAUUGAAUUUGGGUGCUAUAAUAGCAUUGGGCGCCUUCGGAGGAUUCAUCUUUCUAGCAGCUAUCAUUACGACUAUAGUGAUAUUAGUGAGGAGGAACCAAAGUGCCAAACAUUACCGACACCGUGCCUCACCCGAUUGCAACACAGUCGCCUCGUUCGACUCCUCCAGCUCAGAAUCCCGCAACGGAGGCCUCAAUCGCUACUACCGCCAAGCCUGGGAAAACUUGCACGAAUCUGCCGGCAGCAAAGCCGGUCUUAGAGCGGCCGCAGCAAACGCGGCGGCUAAUCACUCGAACCACUCGCCCCUGCGUCGCAAAGAGACUCUAGACGAGCCGUACCGCGUCGAGCGUCAUCGCGACGGUUCCGAGAUGGUCGUGUCGGAAGCGUACGGGCCGAAAGGUGCCGAGAAGAAGCGGCAUCACCAUCACCAUCACCACCAUGAGGGCAGGCCACACAAGGAGGGCAGGGAGUGGCGCGAAUCGAGGCCGCCGGGCCACAGAGAGCAUAAGAGGUAUUGACAACCUUGUAUGGUGAUCACAGUACAAUAUGACGAGUAGAUUUCCAUUUUUUAUUAAUUUUUCGACGUGGAACCUAUUUAACUGGAUUUAGAGGAAUUUAGUUCGAAUUGGAUCAUUAUAUGGUCACCAGUUUUUGAGCAGUUGAACAUUAUGAUAGAUAUGCGUGAUGAAUAACCAAAUAGUUGAUUAUACUGCUGUAAAUUGCUCGCCUACAAUUUAAACUGUGUUUAUUGCUUAGAAAUGACUCAAUUUUUACGUGGUUUGAAGCUGUAUCAAAAAUAUCAAGGCAGUUUGUAGAUGAGUGACAGGUAACACGGUGUUGGAAAAAUCAAACUUUCUUAGGGAAUGAUCUGCUUGUGUUAAAGUGGAUAAUGACUAGCGUCCGCAUAUUCGCUCCCUGUGUGACAGCAGCGCCAAUUCAUUUAGGUACUAAUGGACUAUUUCUGUGUAUACUGACAAUACAAUUUUUAAUAGAAUUCGUAAUUAAAAAGUAUAUAUGUUAGUUUUAAUAAAAGUUUAUGGAUUUGUAAAACAAGUAAAACAUUAAUUUUUUAUUAUUAUUAUAUAUUUUUAUCGCUUAAAUUAAAAAAAUUAAGUAAUCAUUAAAAAUCAAUAACAAAAUGUAGACAGGCAACAGUAUUUACGGGAAAAUGUAUGAGAAGAAUUAACCUAUUCUGUCAAAAUAAAAAAUAAUCAUUAAAUAAUAGCGUAAAGUUAAACAGAAGGAUUGUUAUUUAUAUUUUUAUUUUUGUUCGAUAGGAAACAUAGAAUGAAUGAUUAAAACUAAUUUCCUAUCAGUAAGUCACAAAAAUUCAUUCCAGCCACAUACAAUAAUCAAAGGCAGAAAUCUUGAACAUUUAAGAAUAGGUAAUUUUUGAAUUAAUUUCCACUUUGCUACUGAACAUUUUUAUAAUUUUCACUGUUUUUUUUGCUAACAUUUUUACAAUGUUCAACACAGCAACUCCGUUUGCUUAUUGUAUUGUUUUUACCGACUUAAAAAAAAAGUAAAAUGUAUACGUGUAUUUGAUAGUCCAAAAUUACAAAAUAUCGCCCUAAAAUGCCCGAAUUAUCUGCAGCUAGCGCUAGUAUCACUUUUGCUUCGACUACCAUGAGUUCGCACUGAGUGAAUACACAAAUAAGAAAUGAAAUACUAUCAAUGUUGCCAUCUAAGGUGGCAGGACUAGCAAGCCUUAUAUAUUAUUGUCCAAGUUAAAAUACUUAUUGACAAAUACAAUAUAAUAUUACAGCAUAAAUAAAUAAAGUUUUCAGUACGUAAUUUUUCGUUACAAAAAAAUAUUUAUUGAAUGCUUUGCUGAAAAUUCUUUGUGAUAAUCCUUCUUUUGUGUUAAUUUUUCAUGAAUUAGGAAUAUCUAAUGAAUUUUGCAAAGCGAUGUGACAACGUUACAUUUUAGAAUAACUCCGGGUUCAAAUAAAAAGAAAAACGGAGUAUACAGGGUAGCCCAAUAGUGUGUGGUGGUCCAAUAUCUCAGGUUGUUUUUGAAAAUACGAGGAAGAUAAAAUACAAAAGUUUUACGGUUCACAGAUACGCAUGCUGUAAAAAUAUUUGCCAAAAAGAAAAGCAAGAUCAAAAUAAUUUUUUUUAUAUCUAAAUUCAAUUGUUUUCAAGCUUUUGACAUUACAAAUGUACUUUUUCACACUUUGUCAAGCUGUAGCACCCAAACAAAGUUGGGAUAUAACGGUUUACAUGUUCCUCUCUUACUUUUUCAUACCCUAUCCAGACAUGUGAACUUUGGAUUAACUGAAUCUAAAAAAAAAUUAACUUCAGGUUCAAUCGAAAGUGGGGCAUUUUAUUGCAUAUUUGUUUGUAUACUCUAAUUUCAACCGUUUAGGUGCUACAGCUUGUUACAGGGUGAAAAAAUUAAUUUUUCAAAUGUCAAAAGCUUGAAAAUAAUUGAAUUUAGACAUAUGGUGUUUUAGACAAAAAUACUUAGUUUU